CAUGCACCCAAACGUGAGUUUGCGGUCCGCCAAGAUAUAAUAGAAGGAAGAUCAUAGCUGUAGUUCAUCGGCUACGUGGGUGCGUUACUUUCUUCCUUGCUAUCACCUUCAAAAUGCUAGGCAAAUUGAUCGGUCAGAAAUACGCUUCUAUUGCCAAAACAUGGGUCCCAUCAUUGACGGUGUGGGGUUCAGUUGGAGGGGUGGCGUUGGUACACUUCACUGACUGGCGGUUAUUUUUGGACUGGGUACCAUACAUCAGUGGUAAAUUCAAGAAGGAUGACUAAAGGAAUUCUUGUUGAAGGUCAUAAUCUGCUGUCGAUGUGAGAAAAGUGAGUUUUACCAGAGAUGCAGAUGGCAUCAGACCCCAAGACCGUUCCACACCAGAGCAAGGAGAAGAGAAACACUGGUUUCAUUUUUCAAUCAACAGAAAUUGACUUUUCUUCUAUUUAGACAUCUGUGCUGUGCAUUAUAUUAGUCAUAUUUGAUUAAAUUGCUCUGCCAGAUGAAGGACAUCUAUUAUAUGACAAGUGUUUUCCCUUAAUCUUUUUCUUCUAUUUGGGUUAGUCCGAUUGACAUCUUGAUUCCUUUAGUCUUUGCUUUUCAUGUUCCAUCUUGAUCAUUCACUAUAUUAUGUUCAAACGUAUUAUUUGAUUGGCCAGUGAGAAGUGAGGGAUAUAUGUAAUCUGAGUUCUAUAUAUUCCAACACUCAGAUUACCAAUAUCUGUUUCCACGUAACUGUUUGGCAUGGCAACACUGUGUGGAAACCUGUCAUGUCUUCAUGAACCUUCUUUUGUCUAAUUUAUUAAAGGGAUCACCUAAACCCAGAAACAAAUCAACUCGUCAGUUUGGUGAAAGCCUAUGUUCCAUGGCUGGGUAAAAACUUCCCCAUUAUUUUACUUUUAAGUGGUCAGUCAAAAAUAAAAAUGUCUGGUUAUGUGUCAGA
Esox lucius (northern pike) is the source of this 943-nucleotide messenger RNA. It is a transcript of the gene uqcr11, whose product is annotated as cytochrome b-c1 complex subunit 10. The transcript is spliced from 3 exons. The coding region runs from base 114 to 284 and encodes 56 amino acids. The record is from RefSeq and is a predicted model, not a curated record. Lineage: Eukaryota; Metazoa; Chordata; Actinopteri; Esociformes; Esocidae. Gene Ontology annotation, biological process: mitochondrial electron transport, ubiquinol to cytochrome c. Gene Ontology annotation, cellular component: mitochondrial inner membrane.